Brugia pahangi is the source of this 690-nucleotide messenger RNA. The record is from the annotation of a GenBank genome assembly. NCBI's taxonomy places the organism in Eukaryota, Metazoa, Nematoda, Chromadorea, Rhabditida, Onchocercidae.
AUGGCAUUACCUACCUUACAACAAUUACCGAUAAUUUUAUUAUCAAAAAUUGCAUCUAACUUAAAUAUCUAUGAACAAAAAAAUUUCUCUGAUACUUGCAGAGCUGCUAGAUCGGCAUUAAAAUUAUAUUGGAAGACUUACACGGAUUUUCACGUAGGUGCAGUGAUGAAGCAAGCUUUUUCAAUUGCUUAUGAAACGAAUCAAUAUUCGUUGCAUACUAUACGUAAAGAAAUUGCCAAUAUGUUGCGUCUAAUACCUAACUUUACAUUACGUACGCUUCAUUUUCAGCCUAUUUGUACACUACAUCUAUGGGAUUUGCAAGAUAUAGAAUUGUUCACAAGAAAAUCUGCGAAACAAAUUUAUGGCGCGUUGAGACAUUUGGAUUUGCGUGGUUGUUCGGUGGAAUACAAUGAAUUGAAAUAUUUCUCGAAUGCAUGCAGCAAGCUUUCAUCAAUUGCAAUCACGCAUGCAGCUACUAUUCUACCAAAUGAAUUAUUUGAAAACGAAGAUUGCAUGAAACAAAAUGCAUUAGGACAGCAUCCAUUCGAGAAAAUGCAUGAAUUUCUCCGUUUAUCGCUUCCUAAAUUUACGGAAAUGGAAAAAAGUGGAGAACUACCGGUGGAACACAUUGAAUUGAUUACUAAACUACUUAUAUUAUUUCCAUAUCUUGAAACUUUCCAAAUUGAUUAA